Messenger RNA from Myotis davidii, 2296 nucleotides. It is a transcript of the gene IRX1, whose product is annotated as iroquois homeobox 1. The record is from RefSeq and is a predicted model, not a curated record. Gene Ontology annotation, biological process: neuron differentiation; cell development; regulation of transcription by RNA polymerase II. NCBI's taxonomy places the organism in Eukaryota, Metazoa, Chordata, Mammalia, Chiroptera, Vespertilionidae. Gene Ontology annotation, molecular function: DNA-binding transcription factor activity, RNA polymerase II-specific; RNA polymerase II cis-regulatory region sequence-specific DNA binding. The transcript has 5 exons. Gene Ontology annotation, cellular component: nucleus. Bases 1084 to 1911 code for a protein of 275 amino acids.
GAGGCUCUGGCAGCUCAGCCCGCUUUCCCAGGAGUCCCCUCCGGCCCGGCUUUGGGCUGGGCGGCCAGACGUGGUUUCUCCUUCUUUGGCAGAGCUCACACAGUUGUAACCAAGUUUAAAGUCUGGUAGACGCUGUCAAAACCAACGUAACAAUGGCGAUCGGACGGGCGGGCCGUGGGGCCCAUGGGAUCUCUUAACGGUGUGUGUGUGCAAAAUUGAGAUUGAGGACAAAAUUAAGUCGAAAUGUUUUUGGCGUCUAAAAUGGUGUUUGCUUUGACUUUUGUAAGUUGCCAAAGUUUUCAUUUCAUUUGCACCAAAAGAAAAACACUUUUUCCCUCGGUUACAUAAUGGAGGAUUAAAGAAAACAGUGUCUCUGGGCUUAAAAUAAAUGGUGUUCUCUAAGUCUUCGGCCCCAGUGGGUGUCAGAUGUGGGGGCGGGCGCUUUGCCGAGCCCGGGCCAGUCUAUUGAUCCACUGGGUCCGUUUUCGUUGGUCCGAUGCAAGGUCGGGCUGCGCUGAAACUUGGGCUGCUGGUGAUCUGCAUGCGGGGCGCGGUGGCCAGGGAAGCAGCCCCCUCCUGAGCUGCUGCGGGCGGGAUAAGGCAGCUCUUUAGACACCCCCACCACGAGGUCUCCCCACUCCCUGAAGAAGAGCGGAAAUAAAUGCCCACCAGCCAGCGAGCAAAGUUGUGGUGGGUUUUCCUCUAACUUUUUCUUGUAGUUUUGGAAAGAAAGCCUAUUUCUCUGAAGGCGGCCCCAGCUGCCUUUCAGGUCGCUGGCUAUCGAAAAAGAUCUGCUCCCAUUUUGUUCUGGCAGCCGGGACACUGAGCAAGCGAUGAGAGAUUUACAAGGUAUCCUUUCAAAAAGAAUUCCCAGCAGAGAAGAGGCCGCAACGUCUUCUUCACAAUCACACGCAAAAGCCUUAGAAACGUGCAAAGUACAUUUUGUAAAGAUGAGGCAAAAACGAAAUCUGGCCAAGGAAACCUUUUCUCUGUGGCAUAAACCACCGAACUAAUUGCUCAAAGAAAUCUUCUGCUCUUUACAACUUUCUCAGUCUGGAACCCUCUCCUGCGAAUAGCAACUGGAUGAUUGGCUCGCAGUAUGAACUCAAGGACAACCCCGGGGUGCACCCUGCCACCUUUGCUGCCCACACGGCUCCGGCCUAUUAUCCCUAUGGCCAGUUCCAGUACGGGGAUCCCGGGCGGCCCAAGAACGCCACGCGUGAGAGCACCAGCACUCUCAAGGCCUGGCUCAACGAGCACCGCAAGAACCCCUACCCCACCAAGGGCGAGAAGAUCAUGCUGGCCAUCAUCACCAAGAUGACCCUCACGCAGGUCUCCACCUGGUUCGCCAACGCGCGCCGGCGCCUCAAGAAGGAGAACAAGGUGACCUGGGGCGCACGCAGCAAGGACCAGGAGGACGGCGCCCUUUUCGGAAGCGACACGGAGGGCGACCCCGAGAAGGCCGAGGAUGAUGAGGAGAUCGAUCUGGAAAGCAUCGACAUCGACAAGAUCGACGAGCAUGAUGGUGACCAGAGCAAUGAGGACGAUGAGGACAAGGCCGAGGCCCCUCGAGCGCCCACAGUGCCCACCGCCCUCGCUCGGGACCAGGGAUCGCCGCUGGCAGCCGCGGACGCGCUCAAGACCCAAGGCUCGCCCCUGGGCCUGGCCAAGGAGGUCCCGGAACCAGGCAGCACUCGCUUGCUAAGUCCGGGCGCAGCGGCGGGCGGCCUACAGGGUGCGCCUCACAGCAAACCGUCCCGCAGCAGCCCGGCGCUCCCAGAGAGAGACAUUGUCCCCAGGCCGGACUCGCCGCCACAGCAGUUAAAGUCGCCCUUCCAGCCGGUGCGCGACAACUCGCUGGCCCCACAGGAGGGAACGCCUCGGAUCCUAGCAGCCCUCCCGUCCGCCUGAUUCAGGGUCUUCUUUUAGUUUUGCGGGGGGAGGGGGGAGGAGUUUGGGAGGGAGGGGAUGAGGGAGGAAUUAAGACAAAUAUUUCAGACUGGUGUAAAGAACAAACAUGGCAACGACGUCAAAUGACUCCCGUCCAUCGCUUUCUGCAGAAAGGGGCUCGUCCCCGCCGAGCUCGCUGGAGUUCAGACAGCUGGCUUCCGCCAGCGACUGGGCUCUGGUGGCUGUCACCAGGCUCUGGUUGAUUAUCGGCUGGGUAAAUGCCCCCACGUGCUUGUGUCUUUUUUUUUCUUUCUUUCUGUAUAUAGAGUGAUUUCAGAUUGUAAAUAGCGCGUCAGCGAACUUGUCUAAAUCAUAUAUUUUUGUCUAAUAAACUAAAUGAAAUGAA